CUCUAAUGAAUUUCUCACGUGUGCCUUUGCUUAGCUCCAUGGUGGAGUUUUUGUGUUUAUGUAUUUAAUUUCUGAAUUGUGAUUUUUAAUGCUGUUUCUUAACCCAGUUUUUUAAAAUCCAGCUCUGACAGCUUUUCUGUUUUAAUCCUUGUGAAUGCCAUUUUUCCUGAUUUCUACUGAGUAUUAAUUUGACUGUAAACUGCCUGAGACAUUUCCCUUGUUUGAGUUUCAUGACAAAGAAAUUAUAUUUACUGUUGUUAAACACCCUUAGAAAUUGUUAUCAGAAGUUAUAUAGAUAAUUUUAAAUGUGAUUCAUUAAGACAUUUGUAUACUUUUUGUUGUAGCAGUUUUCCAAGAAUUAAAUACAGCUAAAAUUCAGUUUUGUGCAUGAACUUUUGCACCUAGUUCUAACUCUGCAGCAUCAGUUGUGACACUCAUGGCAUUGUGCUUUUGUAAAAUCUCAUACACUCUAAAAAGAAACUGGAAACUUGACACUAUUGUCAAAAAUUUUGUUUCACACUGAUUUUAAUGACGUCACUUAAUCCUUUUUCCUUUUCAGAGUUUUUAAAGUAAUUAUUCAAGCCUUUAUUGUGUUAUGUGUGAAGAUUAGUAUUUACAACAUCAGUACACUAUGUGAUGAUGAGAAUGGCUGUGUAUUUAAAUCAGGUUGGAUUUCAUGCAUAAGAUCAGGGGUGUGCUGAGUACAUAAACGUGAGGUGUGAAUGCACUAACGCACGCCCUUUAUCACGGCCAUUUCAUAGUAAAACAAACACUCGGGCUUAGGUCAGUUUGACUCACCACUAUGACACAACACAGGCAUCAGAACAUUUCACAAUAAUCCCUUCAAGUCAUGUUAAGGAUGGAAAAAAGAAUUGUUUCAUUUUACUGUCAGUCAUGAACCUUGGACGAUACUUUAGAGUGACUAUAUGACCUAAAGUUGUGGACUUUUGGUUGGGUGAUAAAAUAAAAAUAAAUUAAUAUUAAGUUUUCACAGGUGUCUUAUAAAUGAAGACCACAUAAAAUAUCGGUAUUGGGAUAUUAUUGAACUUCAAAGGAAAACUCCAGCCUGAAACAUAUGAAACAUGCUUAUAUUGAAAUAUAAUGUAAUUAGCAUUUAUUAAUUUGUUGUUUGAUAUAUUUUCAUUUUUCCCUUCAAAGGUUUGUGUGUCAUGCAAACAUCACGUAGUAUCAUUUCUAAUACAGUUACAGUGGUGUUUAAUAACAGAAAAAUAUAAAACCAUCACAAACCAUGGAAUAAACUCCUAAGUGUCCUAUUAAUGGGAAAUCAAACAGUGUAGUAGUGAAGUAGUGAAGACAACAAAAACUGAGCUUCAGAUUGUAAUGAAUUGUGCAGGAAAGUUAAAGGUUUGGAACUCGUAGUGUUUGAGGCCUAGCAUACAAAAAUGAUGUCGAUGAAGGUAAUUUAAACCGCGUAAAAGUAAACUCAGAAUUUCAAUGCAACAUACAGCACUAUUUGAAUUAUAAAUUAUUAUAAGUAUUAUAAAAAUUAUAAUUAUAAUAUAUUGACGUUAUAUAUUUUUAUCACAGUAAGGCCCUGUACUGGAUACAUGCCCAUAUUGUGUCAUAGUGUUGAGUUACACAGCCUUGCCCAGUGUUUGUUUUAGUAUGAGAUGGCUAUGAUAAUGGACGUGUGUUAGAGCAUUCAUGCGUUGCUCCUGUGUGUAGCACAGAAACGUGACCUCAUGCAUGCAUCUACCCUGGUCACCAUCAAGAACGCACAAAGCACUAUUCAGGCACUAAUGCAGCUCCAUUUAUGUACAUGCGUGGUAGGAGAAUUAAUGAUCGUAGCCUCGGCCUUUCCCAGAUCCGCCUGAAGCUAAGCAUGUGAUACGUUGCACAACACGGCUCACCUGGUAUUCCAUUGAUUUUAUUUAGUAUUUCGCAAGAGAAUGCCAGCAUUGCUGUUCAUAAAUGGGUUAGUUUUUUAUAUAUACAGACUAGUUAUUGUGUUUUAAAGCACUUAUGUCAUGGCGCCUUAGCUGACUGAGAUGUUUGGUAUUCCUACAGGCAUAAAUGAAGCUGUGUAUGGGAUCUUUUGUUUGACAGAAUUCAUUCAUUUAGUAAGGGUGACCGGAUUUGUGUAAUUAGAAGAACAAUUAAAAGGUUGUAUUGGUUAAAAAAAUAGUCAUCUGAAACACUGACCUUGAUGUUGGUAAUAAAAUAUUUAUAUUAAUAUUGGUUAAUUUAUUUAUCUACAUAAACCCAAUCUGUAGAACAGAGGUUUUUCCGUCAGAUUUAGUUUAUUUUUUUUAUCUGAUUUUCUUGGUUCAUUUUUGUACAUUUUUGUGUGUUGUGCAAGUUUUUUACAGUCUUAUGAAGAAUUGUGAUCCUUCAUAAAAAUUAAGUAGUAGUAGUAGUAGUAGCAGUAGUAGUAGUAGAAGAAGAAGAAGAAGAAGAAGAGACCACCACACAUUCUUUCCCAGACUGUAGGAUUUCAGUCUGUAAAGCUGAUUAAGACUGAUUAAGGGUGCUGCUCUGUAAUUAAAGGAAAACUCUAGCUGCUAGGGCAUUGAAGGGGGGAGGAGAGAGACUUCAGAGGCCAUUCCUACUGGUGAAGUGGGUGGUGAAAAAUGACCACACUUCAAACACGCAUUCCUCAGUUUGAUAGCCCUGAAUCAAAUGGUUUCUUGGUUUUCAUGGCGCACGGAGGCUGACGGAUUAUGAAUUUUCCAAAUCUGAGAUAAUGUGACAUAUCUCUUCGGUUUUGUUUUUUCCCCGCAAAGUAUGGCUUCAGCCCAACCAUACUGGGACCAGUAUAAUGAUGUGAACAGUAUGUACUUUUCUUUUGGAGCUGACUACACAGUGAAAAGACAUCAGCAAGACUUGACCUCUGUGGGCUUUGAAAGGAAAAUGUUUGGCUCAAGUUUCUCCCAAAGUUCUAGCCACCACUGUCAGCCUUUAAAGCCUGUUGAUCCUGCACAGCUCCUCCUAUCCUCCCUACACACAUCGCCUGAAGGAGACCAGGUCGUUCCGUCCUUCCAGAAACUCUCCGUCUAUGAACAGGCGCCCCCGUAUUCUCCCAGAAGAAGCUCUAAACCUCUUCCUCCUCUCCCGGACAUGGGGGAUUUGUCUCCUGAUGAAGCUGCAGACAGCGAAGUGGAGUUCUUCUCUAGCACCAGCGAGAGUCAGCUACUGAUACCAGAAUGUGCCUCUAAACCAUCAGCCUUUCAAUACAGAGCGCAGAACAGGCGGAGUUUCCGCGGUUGCUGGCAGAUCAACUAUGCGUACUGUGAUGCUAUGCAGGAGAAUAUGAUUGGACAGAAGUGUGAGAGGGAACAAGUUGUACUGAGAGACAGGGACAGCCUCAAACAAGAAAAGCCCCAACGCAGGCUGCGCCGCUCCAACUCAGGACCCGCGGCAUCUUUUAAACCUACUAACCUCCGAAAUAUCCACACACAGGAGAAGCCAGAAGUUCCUCCUCGUGCUCCCAUUCCAUCACGUCCUCAAAAGAGUGCCGACUAUCAAGGUGUUGAAGAGCCUCCUGAAAUCCCACCCAGGCGGCCAAUAUACUACAUGGCCCCACGCACUCCUAGUCCUAAAAGCCUUCCCAUUUACGUCAAUGGAGUGAUGCCUCCUACACAAAGCUUCGCCCCAAAUCCCAAGUACGUGAGUAAAACCCAGGGCAAGGCAAAGUAUGAAGGAUUGCCUGCUUCUCAUACACCAUGUAUUCUGCCCAUCAUGGAAGACGGAAAGAAGGCCAGUGCUACACAUUACUUUCUUCUUCCAGAGCGGCCAGGAUACUUGGACAGAUUUGAAAGAUUUUUCAAGGGGUCUGAUUCCGAAUCUGUGCAAAGUGGAUGUUAAUUAUAAGCAGGGUUUUUAGGCUAACUACAAACGUACUUACUUACAGUAUUCAGGUGCUUAAAGAGUUUUCUCUUUGCUGCGUGGUGCCACCUCAACUUGAACCCAGAGUACUGAAAAGAGGCCAGGUCAUAAAUGCUGGACAUCGUGAAGCCGUGUUUUUUUUUCUUUUUUUUUUUUUUUUUGUAGGAUCAUUCAUUGUUAUUAUCAUUUACAUGUUUUAUUUCUCCUGCUUCGAGUAUUCCUUUUUAAAAACAUCUUAUCUUUGUACUUUUAUGGUUUACAUGUAACACUGGUUAGUAUAAGCUGGUCUUAUACUGUAUGUUGGGGAACUGUAUGUGUGUGCAGAUUCCAGCACAUUCUGGUGAUAUUUCUUUUUUUUUUUUUUUUUUCUUUCUCUUCAGUCAAAAGCAUAAUUUAUCAGUUUAAAAACUAGCUUCAGUAGUUGUGAAUAGCAGAAAAAUCCAAACUGCAUUGACAGCCCUGAUCAUAUCCCUGUCAUGUUAUGUCAUCCAUGAGCUGAAAGCAUUUUAAGUGCCAUUUUUAUUCAUUUGCACUGCAUGUGCACAUCCCCAGUUGUUUGUGUUGCUGAUUGAUCAUCUAGUAUUUGCACUCAUAAUGCUAGCUAAUGUUUCUAUUCCACAAUAUGUUAAGUGGGACCUUAUUUUUUUACAUUUAAAAUUGUUUUAGGGAACAUCAAACCAGUUUAUUAAUGAAAUGUCUCAUGUAUUACUAAACAGAAUGCCUCUAAAAUAUCGAGCUAAUUUUUCGAUUGAUGUCCUUUUUAACCAAAAGCAUAACUAUAAUAGUUGCUUACUAUUACAUUUAGAUUAUGUUAAAAGAAACAAUUAAAAAUAUCUGAAUCAUUACUUUUCUUUGUUUUUGCAGUUAAGCAAUGAUGGUUAAACUGUUAAAGUGUGUCGGCUUCAACCUGCCUGUUUGAGCCAAAUGAGAAUAGGUCAAUGUUGUGUAUUACUCUGACACAUCCUGUACUUUAACAUGUUCAUGUCAUGUAUUUUUCUACCCAUCUGCUGUUGCUGUUUUUCUUGGCUCAUUCUCCUAUGAUUUAAGUCAGUCAUGUGCCAACACAUCUGUUUACAUGAAUUUUUUUUUUUUAAUCUGUCUGUUUUUACCAUGUUCCUCAUAACAAAAGGUGAAAAUGUAUUUAUCCUUGGCUUAUUUAUUCACAUAUGAAGGCUCGUGAUCAUUAACUGUUAUUGCACUGCAUUGCACUUGUCUUUACAUGCAGUAUUUGUAGUUUUUCACAUAACACCUAUGAUCUAUUUAAAGAAAUAAAGUGACUUAUUUAUCAGUAAA
This is a messenger RNA of Tachysurus vachellii, 5139 nucleotides long. RefSeq names its product ERBB receptor feedback inhibitor 1. The transcript is spliced from 4 exons. NCBI's taxonomy places the organism in Eukaryota, Metazoa, Chordata, Actinopteri, Siluriformes, Bagridae. Gene Ontology annotation, cellular component: extrinsic component of cytoplasmic side of plasma membrane. Gene Ontology annotation, biological process: negative regulation of epidermal growth factor receptor signaling pathway; regulation of keratinocyte differentiation. Bases 2746 to 3825 code for a protein of 359 amino acids. The record is from RefSeq and is a predicted model, not a curated record.